UCAGACGGAAGGAAUCAUGUUUGUUGUGAGUGAGGAAACAGCUGAUCGAACGUUUGCUUUCUCUUGCGCAGAGGCGCCGCGUGCAGCUGUAGGUCAGCAAGUUCCAGCAGCUUGAAUGAAGCCUGGCUGGAGAUGCUUACAUACACUCACAAACUGUGUAUGUAGAACUGGGAAGAGGAUGUGAGAGGCUCUGGAUUACUCUUCUCGUCUGCUGUCUGGUUGCGUUCCGGCCACCGGCGAGGUGGAAUGGGCCCGGCCUCGAUGCAGGAGGAGUCCAGCAUGGCCGAGACCGAGGAAGAGAUGGAGAGCUAUGGCUGCCUCCUGCAGGCCGGAUCCCAACUGGAGAGCACACUGCAGCAGGUGAAUGUACCCUUGAGCAUGAAGGAAGUCAGAGGCUACAUUGAGAAACAGGUUGCAUACCUGUCAGGUGGCCGUGGAGAAGACUCCAGCGUCAUCAUCACGCUCCCGGAAAGCUCAGCCUUCAGGGACAUACCAGAGGAGGCCUUGGCUAAAGUCUUCACGUACCUCACGCUCAUCCCUCGAACGAGGCAACCGGGAGUAAAGUUCAUCAUCAUUUUAGACCGGAGACUGGACACCUGGGCUUCUAUCAAGACUGCAUUGGCCAGAAUAGCAGCCUCCUUUCCCGGGAACCUCCACCUGGUCCUGGUCCUCCGACCCACCAGCUUCUUCCAUCGCACCUACACCGACAUCGGCUUUCGCUUCAGCCAAGAAAACUUCAUGCUCAAAAUGCCGGUGGUGAUGCUGAGCUCCGUCACAGAUCUGCUGAAGUACAUCAAUGAAAACCAGCUGACAUCAGAGUUUGGAGGCACUCUCGACUACUGUCACAGCGACUGGAUUGUUUUAAGAACGGCAAUUGAAAGUUUUGCCGUCACAGUCAAAGACGUGGCACACAUGCUGCAGGCCUUCGGCACUGAACUGGCCGAGACGGCCAUGCCCAGCGAGGGCGACGCCAUCCAGAGUCUCCUGGAGUGUCACAGUGAAAAAUACAGGAAGCUUAAAGAGGCUAUUCGAUCUUUGUCAAAAGAGGGCCAACGUCUUCUCUCAAGCCUGGAGACCACCACCAGCACCAGGGACAACGAUGACCCUGACUGGGACGUCCAGCUGGACCGGGAGACGGUUCAACGGCUCCUGGCUCAACUCCGAGACAUGGAGUUGGCCUUCGACGGCUACUUUGAGAAGCACCGUCUAAAACUGCACCAGUACCUGCAGUUGCUCACAUAUGAGCAAAGCUUUCAAGAGAUGGAGUCGUGUCUGUCGCGUGUGUCGUCUCAGCAGAGCGAGCUGUCCACGUCCGUCGACACGCUGGCUCAAGUCGAGCAGGCUCUCAAACAGCUGGACACUUUGGAAACAUUUGCUCAGGAAGUGAUGUCACACGCCCAGAUCAUCAUCCUCCACGGGCACCAGCUGUCAGCGGGCCACCAUUACGCCACCGCUCUUAUCAUGCAACGUUGCAACGAGCUGCGGCAUCACUGCGAUGGCCUCACUGCUGCUCUGGGGAGCAAACGCUGUCAUCUCCUCCAAGCGCAGCAGCUGCUGAUGUCUCUGGACCAGGCCCAGACCUGGUGUGAUGAUGGAGCCUAUCUGCUGGCCAAUCAGCUCAUGGAGAACUUCCAGUCCAAGGAGGGGGCUCAGACUGCUUUGAAGGCCAUCGAGAGCUUUCUGGAAGGCUCGCCGUCCGUAAUGACAUCUGGACCUGACGUUCUGGCUCUGGAGUAUGAAGCUGUCAUUACCCCUCAACUGCAGGGGAAGAUAAGUAAAACGUUUGAGAAGCACGCAGCCGUGCAGCAGAUGAUCCAGAACAGACGGGCUGGUCUGAGGAAGCUUGCCGACAAACACGUCCGACCGAUCCAGUUGGUGGCCCCCCGUGCUGAGAACCCACCUCGCUCUAAAUCGCCAAUCUUCUCUCCCAAGCAUUCUGACGGUUUAAAAUUCACAUUUGAUCUCCCUCUGCCCGGAAAGAGGGCAUCCAGAAAAGGCCCCAACGCUCGCAAAAUCGAGGUGAUUCACGACUACCAGGACAGCCGCAGCUGUGUGUCGUACGGCGUGGAGGGAGAGGACAGCCCGGAUGUCCUCAAGCGUCAUGUGAUAAGGGAGCUCAUCGAGACGGAGAGGAUCUACGUGGAAGAGCUGCUGUCGGUCCUCCUCGGCUACAAAGCGGAGAUGGACAACCCGCUUCUGGCGGCUCUCCUGCCGCCCGUCCUGCGGGCCCAGAGAGGCGUCCUCUUCGGAAACAUGCCCGACAUCUACAACUUUCACAGCAGCAUGUUUCUCCAGGACCUUGAAGGAUGUCUGGAUACUCCUGAAGGUGUGGGAGUUUGCUUUCUUGCCAGGAAGGAGAACUUCCAAAUGUACGAAUGCUACUGUCAGAAUAAACCCCGUUCAGACGCUCUGUGGCGACAGUUCUCUGAUCGCCCCUUCUUCCAGGUGUGCCAGAAGAAGCUCGGCCACAAACUGGGCCUGGACUCUUACCUGCUGAAACCAGUUCAACGCCUCACCAAGUAUCAACUGCUCCUCAAGGAGCUGCUGAAACACAGCACUGACUGCGAUGGAUCGUCUGAGCUGCAGGGGGCGCUAACAGCCAUGCUUGACCUGCUCAAAUCAGUCAAUGACUCCAUGCAUCAGAUAGCAAUCACAGGAUAUGAGGGGGACAUUUGCGAGCUGGGCCGCGUGCUGAUGCAAGGCUCUUUCAGUGUGUGGAUCAGCCACAAGAAAGGGCCCACGCGCAUGAAGGAGCUGGCCCGCUUCAAGCCCAUGCAGCGCCACCUCUUCCUCUACGAGAGCGUGCUGCUCUUCUGCAAGAGGAGGGAGGAGCACGGCGACGGCUGCGAUAAGACGCCCUCGUACGGCUUCAAGCACUGCAUAAAGAUGACUGCUGUGGGGAUCACAGAGAACGUCAAAGGAGAUCCAAGGAAGUUUGAGAUCUGGUACAGCGGCAGGGAGGAGGUGUAUGUGGUUCAGGCUUCCAGCGUGGGGGUGAAGACGUCGUGGCUCAGCGAGCUGCGGCGAAUCUUGACCAACCAGCAGAAGUUGCUCAGAGACGAGGCUCAUCAAAACGGACAACUGGUAGAGCACAUGCAUCUUUCUCCACCACCUUGUGAGAGUUGUCCCCUUUCCCCCCCCAGUUCGACACCCCUGGGGGGUGCCCGUGAGGACAUCAUGAUUCUCGGUAAGCAGCAGAGAGAGUCAGUGAGCUCAGAGGACACCGAGUCGGGAAAGAGCAGUCCGGACGCCCAGCAACGUGCCCCCAAAUACCAGCUCAACCGCAGGAGUUGGCCGGGAGCUCAUCAUCAGUCGGUGAACAUCUGCAAGGGUCUGGAUGAGAAAAGUGGCAGUCAAGACAAGUUCCACCAGUCUGACACACAACUGGUGAAACUGUCUCGAGGCAGAUAUCGAGCCUUGGCCGACUGCCUUCAAAACGGACUGGACAGUGUCCUCAUCAAAUGCGGCGAUGUCAUCCAGUUGAUGUGGGAAGACAACAAAGGCCGCUGGCUGGUGAAGAAUCUGAGUCGACACCAAGAUGGCUUCAUUGCGUCUGCUAGCCUGCAAGUGACCAUAAGGGGGAGCAGUCGAACAGCCUCCUCCAGACUCAGGGAAAUGGGCAACGCCAGGGCGAGAAAGCUUAGUUCUCCUUAGAGAGAAGGAGAUCAGACCAAAGAAACAGGUCCAGUCCUCGCUUUGUGGCACAUUGUCUCAUUCCCUGCCAUUGACGGCUAUAUCAGUCAAAGUAUCCAUGUUUACUGUGAUGGCUUGCAGUGAAUGUUAAGGAGUUGGAUUUCAUAUCCCUACAUGUUCGGAUUGACAAUCCGGAUUCCACUGGUGUUUUCUCAUCACGCUGACAUAUUGUCAACGUAUGCCGAGGACGAAGACUGUGGGAGAGGUGCGUGCUUUCCUACGAUUCCAAAGUGCGGAUAUGACUCUCAAUUGGACGUGUGUGUUAGGCUUUACUGAAUGGAUGCUCAAGUCCAGGACUGCAAUGGAUUUUCCACAGCAUAUUCAUGUUUGACUGCAAGCAAUCAUCAUAGACAAAAUGGCUUGAAGAAAAUCAUGGAUCUGAAGGUCAUAGCACAUACUAAUCAGAUUGCGCUGAUCUAAUUCCAGUACUCCUCGGAGACACCAGGAGGCAUUCUGUACUUUCAUGGUAUCUGAGGGCUGCUACAAUACUUUGUAUUUUUUUUAGACAUCUGCUUGACAUCACACUCACUUUCUAAGGGAAUGUCUUGCCCUUUGUAUCAGUCCUUCUGUGUUCUGCCUCAUGUGCUCUUCUGUGUGAAAGUGCCAAAAUAGGGUUUUCACUGGGGUUUUUCCUUUUGUUUUAAGGUUUUAAUAAGUAAGAAUCACAACGACAAUCUCUGUAACAAAGAAGGAGUGUGGCCUUUGUGUGCCGUCUGCCUGGCUGUUUAUUCCUGUGUUAGCAUGUAUGAGGUAUAUGAAUGGGAUGCACAACACCAGACUUCAGCAGGGUUCAUGUAAUAUAGUGAACCCCCAUUUAUUGUGAGCGACACGUUUCAGACGCACCAGUGAUAAGUGAAAAAGACGUAACAGAGAGACCUUAUAAUUGUUUAUAUUAUAUAAUAGACUCCCGCCGCAUAAGGCCCGCUGCACACCGAAUGACACAACCGAACGCGACAGAACUGGAUAAUCGUGAAAAACAUAGCCGCUCACUGCCGCACAGCGCGAUUGACCCUUGCACACCACCAACUCCCUGCAGUGAAAACACUUCUGGUGUUCUUAUCGGGAAACAAUGUUUUGAAGCACCACAUAUACUACUGUAUUCUUUUUUUUUUUUUUUUUAUUAAAACCACGAACAUGGCAUGAUUGUCGAGGAAGAAACCGAUUGCCCUGGCCAACGUGUCUAUAUUAUAGCAAUACAAAAAGAGGAAAAGGGCGAGAAAUAAAGGAAAGGGUCUGGAUAUUGAGCGGCUAUUGGCAAUGAUCACACCAUUCCCUAAUUGCACUAAGAGCGUGUAUUUCAGUGACAGAGACUCUUCACACUUUUUGUUAGCUACAGUUACAUAAUGAAAUUAUAAAUAUAGUUGUCCCUCACGAUAUUGCCAUUCCCUAUUUGCAGCUUUGCUACAUUGCAGAUUUUUAAAAUCGUAUUUAUAUCGCCGAUCAGUCGCUAUAUCGCAGGAUUUUGUGGUGAUCAUUUUUCCACACGGGCUGUUACUGCAGAGAAAUAAUCACGCUGCAUCUUAUGUUCAGUAGCGCCCGGCAUCUUGUGGCACAAUGUGGUACUACACUGAAAUCACGCAACUCUAAAUUCGGAACGUUUGCUUAAAAACCCGCAAUAUAGUGGUGGCAUGAAAGAUGAACCGAUAUACCAGGGGUUCGCUUCGCUGUCCACAUGAUGAAGAUGAAUACAACCGACCAAUGGUAAGGGAGCGGUGCUCCUUACUUCCUGUUGUUAGCCCCGCCCUCCACGCUUCCCAAGUAGGCUGACUUUAAUGAGAGGGGAUCAUGAUAUAUCAAUGCGUGUUCAACACUUCAUGAAAUAUUGAUGGCAUAUCUAAAUAAAUUUACCAAAACCGAUUGAGCGCUCCCACCGAGGAGCAGUUUUGGAAUGGCCGCGACGUUUGAUAUGUAAAUGUAUCUUGGAAGCAGUAAGAGCCUGGUCACAUGACAUGUUUCCGUUGUUCAAAUAUGUAUUUUUCCUUCACUUUGCAUGCCGUCUCCCCUCCCCAAGUGAAAUCCUGUCUCCGUUUAUUCAUAAGAGCCACGAUUGUUUGAAUGCUUAUACGCAACAAAAUGAGCUGAUAUUUUGUUGCUGCAGAUUUUGCACAGAUUUUCCAAACACGGAAAACCUUCUCAAAUAAAAGCUUGAAGCUUUUAUUCAUCCAGUUGAGCCAAGAAGCCUAAACCUGGCUAUGAAUGUUUCUUUAAUCCAACUAAACAAUAGAUAGAUUUGUAUUGUUAGGUUUGUUUUCACAUUUUUAGCCACGAAUUUGCAAUCUGAUUAUUGAAUAGAUGAAUAUUUAUUGCAAUAACUGCUGUGUUAAUAAGGCUACACUUUUCAUAAUUACAAUGUUUAAGAAAACAGUCCAUAAACCCCAAUUGAAUCAAUUUGUCCCAUUUGCAGGGUUUGGAUUAAAGCCUAUGACAACAAUAAAGUGGUGCAGAUGUU
This is a messenger RNA of Phyllopteryx taeniolatus (common seadragon), 6142 nucleotides long. It is a transcript of the gene mcf2a, whose product is annotated as MCF.2 cell line derived transforming sequence a. The transcript is spliced from 31 exons. Lineage: Eukaryota; Metazoa; Chordata; Actinopteri; Syngnathiformes; Syngnathidae. The record is from RefSeq and is a predicted model, not a curated record. Gene Ontology annotation, biological process: dendrite development; intracellular signal transduction. Gene Ontology annotation, cellular component: cytoplasm. Gene Ontology annotation, molecular function: guanyl-nucleotide exchange factor activity. The coding region runs from base 247 to 3654 and encodes 1135 amino acids.